Epithele typhae is the source of this 363-nucleotide messenger RNA. RefSeq lists its product as uncharacterized. The transcript is spliced from 4 exons. The record is from RefSeq and is a predicted model, not a curated record. NCBI's taxonomy places the organism in Eukaryota, Fungi, Basidiomycota, Agaricomycetes, Polyporales, Epitheliaceae. Bases 1 to 363 code for a protein of 120 amino acids.
AUGUCGCGCUACAAAGACGCCGCGAUCACCGGCCAUGGCACGAACUCUGAGGGUAACAGAUGGGACACCCGUGUCGAUGAAGAUGGCAACACCGGAUAUCAUUACAGCAAUAGGGAUGGUAGCUACUACUAUCAGAACACCGACCAGUCACGGUACUAUAACUCCGGGGAUGGAUACGCACGAUACACCCCCCUCAACCGCGCGAUCACGGAGUACAUGUUGUUUGUGUUGUGGCGUUCCCGUUACUUUACACCUGUCGGAGCCGAGCCCUAUGGACAGUAUCGGGGCUAUGUACGACGCGACGACGACGACGACGACGACGACGACGACGACGACGACGACGACGACGACCACCGCUACUAA